UAUUCAAGAGGAGGGACCCAGAGAUGCCGUGGAUGGACUCCGCAAACCCACAUAGUGUUUGGAGCAAGAAAUUCCAGUCAGCCAAACACACCCCCUAAUCAAAAAUCCUGGAUGAGACUGACGAGAAGAGAAACAAACUCAUUGGUUUAGAGCUUCGUGUUCACCGUCUUUUUGCAGACCCAAAAUUCUGACAUGGAUGAUAGAUAGUAUGCUCACCGGCCACCCCCUUCUUAUAUAAUAUUAAUCCGCAUGUCCGAAUGUCCAUGGCAAACUAAAUGUUACUUUGAUGUUCAUUUUUCGCUUCUGGUUUUAGGGUUUUCCUCCUUCACUAGCCGCAGAACUCCUGGUAUGCCUCUGCUUGUGCUGAAAUCUUCAUCCAUGAUGGUAUGACUGCCUUGUUUAACUUGGAGAUAAUUUAAUUUGAUUUCCCCUCCAACCUUUAGCUCUAUAUUUAUAAAAUUAAUGGCCCGGAAGGGUAGUCAACAAAAGAAUGGAAUAGACCGCCAUACAUCAAACCACAAAAAGAGGAGCUCAGAUUCAGGAUGUGCACAGCCCAAUGUAAGGCAGCAUGAAAAAGAUAGUGAGGUGAAGGUUUUUCCUGGAGAGGAACUUCCCAAUGGUAACCAGCCAAGCAGUCCUCUUGCAAGGAGUGCAAGUAAAACAAAUUAUGCAGGAGAUGACAACAAAAGCAAGCAAGACUCUGCAAAGUUUGUGAAGAAAGAAAAGCAAGGGAUGGAUGGAAUAGAAGAACCAGAGCAGCCAAUGCCUUUAGAAAGUGAUUCAGGAGAUCUCAAUGGCAUUUCUGAAGCUUCAAGUGUAAGAGAAGAUACUGGAACAUCACCUCAGAGUGAUCAAAGCCGGAAGAAUAGUAAAAGCAGAGUACAUCGCUCAUUGAAUAAACUGGAUAUUCAAAAUAUGAUGGAAAGAUUGGAGUUCUCAGAUAAUGUAGUUGUGAGAAAUCUGAAGACAUCGACGCUAUCCAUCUUGAAAGCAGCUAAUGAAUGGCUGGAGAGGCAUAGACCCUUUUUCAUUUCUAUAAGAACAAAUGUGCAGAAUGCUCAUGUUUAUUUUAAAACAAAGAUUGAGCAGGCAUAUCCCGUUGUUUUGAAAUGGCUUAUGCAGUUUGGCAGUCUUGUGCUUCUUCUAUUGAUGGUUUGGUUAGACUGUAGUGUUAGGGGCAUUGAUUCCUUUCUACGCAUGGGGACAACGUCAUUCUUCUCAGUUAUAUGGUGCAGCACUCUUUCUGUAAUUGCAAUGGUUGGGGUGUUCAAACUUCUUAUUGUUUUGGCCUUAGCUGCUAUAAUUGGAGCUUUUGUUGGGUUCACUCUUGCAAUUCUGGUAGUUGCCAUUUCUGGAAGUCUUUUCUUGUGGCUUUAUGGAAGUUUUUGGACAACAUUGCUUGUCAUCUUCCUUGGAGGGUCGGCAUUUGCAUCCAGUCACGAACGUGUUGCACUUUUUAUCACUACCAUAUACUCUGUCUACUGUGCUUGGACAUAUGUUGGAUGGCUUGGUUUGCUCGUUGGUUUCAAUCUAUCGUUUAUCUCAAGUGAUAUUCUGAUAUACUUCCUAAAGAAUAACAUAAAUCAGAACAGAAGACCCAACGGAUCUCCUCAGCAAGCAACUGGAAUGCAAGGUCAACAAGGGUUCUUCUACAGUGAGCAGGUGCAUGCUUCAUCCACUGAAACUGGCUCUGGCAUUUCUGUUGAUCGUAGCCCUGGAAUACCUUCAACCACUGGGGUUGAUUCUGAGAUAACUUCUGAAGAUGAAGUUGUUCGUUUGUUAAACUGUACUGAUCACUAUUCGGUGUUGGGAUUGUCUCGGUAUGAGGAUGUGGAUGUUACUUUACUGAAGCGGGAAUAUAGGAAAAAGGCAAUGUUGGUUCAUCCUGAUAAAAAUAUGGGAAAUGAAAAGGCUGCAGAAGCUUUUAAGAAACUUCAAAAUGCAUAUGAGGUUUUACUUGAUUCAUUGAAGCGGAAAGCAUAUGAUGAUGAAUUGAGGAGAGAGGAACUACUUAAUAUAUUCCGUAGGUUCCAAAGUUCUUCACAACAGAAUGGAGCACAUGGAAUCUUUGCCUCUGGAUUUGCACGCUCAGAGGCUGAUGGUGAGGAUCCAUUUGGGGAUUCAAGGAGAAUAGCUUGCAAGAAGUGCGGCAAUUUUCAUAUGUGGGUACUCACCAGGAAAUCAAAAUCUCGAGCGAGAUGGUGCCAGGAUUGCAAAGAUUUUCAUCAAGCAAAAGAUGGUGAUGGAUGGGUCGAACAAUCUUCUCAACCCUUCUUAUUUGGAUUAUUGCAGAAGGUGGAAGCUCCCCGUGUGUUUGUUUGUGCAGAUAGCAAGAUAUAUGAUGCUACUGAAUGGUAUAUAUGUCAGGGAAUGAGAUGUCCACCCAACACUCACAAGCCAAGUUUUCAUGUGAAUACGAGUAUGACAUCAAAGCAUAACACUGGAAAGGGGUCAAGUUCAGGACAAAGAGGGAGUCGGAUGCCAGCAUCCAAUAUGGAAGAGUGCAUGACAGAGGAAGAAUUCUUUGAGUGGUUACAGAAUGCGGUGCAAGCAGGCAUGUUUGACAAUAGUGGCGCCUCCACUGCAAGCCCAUCUGCAAAACCCGGAAACACUACAAAGAGCGGAGGAAGCAGCAAUAAUAACAGUGGCAGCAAAAGAAAGAAGAAGGGAAAGAAAGCAUGGUGAACAUUUAAAGUGUUAGUGGGAGUCGAUAAACUUCUAUAGUGGCCUGGUUUCUUUCCAAAAGUAAGGCCCGAGGAAAGUUAGUUUGACCACAUCAAGAUUGUUUGCUGGAAUGAAUGGUAUAAUCCCCUUCAGCCUGCAUUCUACAGAGUUUGUAUAGCAUUUCGUCAUCCUUAACCAUCAUAAUCAUCAUCUUCUUCUGCUUCUCUUUAGAUUUUGUUUCUCAUUCAAGUUUAAAGUUAGACCAUUAUAUACCGACUUAAUAUAGAUUGAAGGCAAGUUAUGGCA
Molecule: messenger RNA, 2970 nt
Organism: Ziziphus jujuba (common jujube)
Lineage: Eukaryota; Viridiplantae; Streptophyta; Magnoliopsida; Rosales; Rhamnaceae
Exons: 10
Coding region: 463-2685 (740 amino acids)
Source: RefSeq, a predicted model, not a curated record